Messenger RNA from Lodderomyces margitis, 579 nucleotides. RefSeq names its product protein retreival receptor. NCBI's taxonomy places the organism in Eukaryota, Fungi, Ascomycota, Pichiomycetes, Serinales, Debaryomycetaceae. Gene Ontology annotation, biological process: retrograde vesicle-mediated transport, Golgi to endoplasmic reticulum; protein retention in ER lumen. The transcript has a single exon. Gene Ontology annotation, cellular component: Golgi membrane. The record is from RefSeq and is a predicted model, not a curated record. Bases 1 to 579 code for a protein of 192 amino acids.
AUGCCAUUAGACUUGCCUUUUGAAAUCCCCGUGGAUAAUCCCGUGUAUCAGAAUUAUAGAAGGGUUUUGGUUACCUACAAAAAGUUUGUCGAUGAAUCUGUGCCGCACACAGGUUACAGGUGGAUAGGGUUCGGAGCUUUACUCACCUUGUUUAUGAUACGAAUUUUCUUUGCUCAGGGAUGGUAUAUUAUCUGUUACGCAUUGGGUAUAUACUUGUUGAAUUUGUUUUUAGCUUUUUUGACGCCCAAGUUUGAUCCGUCGUUGGAGCAGGAGAUGAAGAAUGAAUCUAUUGAAGAGGGAGUCGAUCAAGAAGCACAUGAGUCUGGGUCUAAAGAUGAUGAAUUCAGACCAUUUAUUAGAAGAUUACCGGAAUUCAAGUUCUGGUAUAAUGCUACAAGAGCUACUGUGUUGAGUUUGGUAUUGACCUUUUUUUCAAUCUUUGACAUUCCUGUGUUUUGGCCAAUUUUGUUGAUGUACUUUAUAAUCUUGUUUGCUUUGACCAUGCGAAAGCAGAUACAACACAUGACCAAGUACAAAUACUUGCCGUUUGAUUUAGGUAAGACGAGGUAUAGGAAGUGA